GCCGCGGUGUGAUUCACGGAGUUCACGUGCCGGCCGCCGCGAGUAGAUCUACCAUGGCUCAGCCGGGGACUCUAAACCUCAAUAACGAGGUUGUGAAGAUGAGAAAAGAAGUGAAGAGAAUCCGAGUGUUGGUUAUCCGAAAACUUGUCAGGAGUGUUGGCAGACUGAAGUCAAAAAAAGGUACUGAAGAUGCACUGUUAAAAAACCAAAGACGAGCACAACGAUUGCUUGAAGAAAUUCAUGCUAUGAAGGAAUUGAAACCUGAUAUAGUAACUAAAUCUGCUCUUGGUGAUGAUAUCAACUUUGAAAAAGUCUGCAAAAAGCCUGAUUCUACUGCAACUGAAAGAGCAGUUGCCAGACUAGCUAUGCAUCCUCUUCUGAAGAAAAAAAUAGAUGUGCUAAAAGCUGCUGUCAAAGCCUUUAAAGAUGCAAGACAAAAUGUUGUUGAAGUUAAAUCAUCAGAGAAUGCUUCAGAAGAAAAUCAUUCCAAGGACACUUUGUGUUCAAAUGAUGAUGCCAGUAAGUUACAGCAUGAAGGAACUAUUAUCAGUGAACAGAAAGAAAAAGAAGCCAAAAUAUUGGCAAAGAAACCAGUAAAUUCAAAAGAAAAAAGAACCAAGAUGGAACAUGGACCCAAUGCGAUAGACAUUCCAAAUACUCCAUCAAAGCCUUCUGAAAGGGCUGGUAUAGUUCCUUCUGAUCCCCGGAAGACACCUGCUGACCCAAAAGUGAAAACCUUAAGUAAAACAAAAAAAGGAAAGGAGUCCAAUAGCUUACUUGGUGGAAACAGUGAUGGAGAAGAAUUACAAGAAGAAGAAAAAGAGUAUUUUGAUGAUAGCACAGAAGAAAGGUUUUACAAACAAUCUUCCAUGUCUGAGGAUAGUGACAGUGGUGAUGACUUCUUCAUUGGGAAAGUCAGGCGGACGCGAAAGAAGGAAAGUAAUUGCCAUUUUUCAGUUAAGGAACAAACCCCCCAAAAAAAGUUGUUACUGGAGGAAGAUAAACAUGAAACUCAUCAGAGUAUAAGAAAUGACAUAACCAAGCCAAGUGUGGAAUUAAGGAAGUUUGAGUCUGUAUUUUUCCAUUCUUUAUCUGGAUCUAAAGGCUCUAGAAGAAAUUCCAGAGAACAGGCUCCAAAAAGCAAAACCCCAGGUUUUCAGCAAAAUGAACCUCAACUCAAGAAUCUGUUUAAUAGGAGCGCGCAAAGAGGAUUUGAAAGUUCAAAACAGCAAUCACAGCUGCCUCUUCAUCCUUCAUGGGAAGCAAGCAGGAGGAGAAAAGAACAGCAAUCUAAAAUUGCUGUGUUUCAGGGGAAAAAAAUUACAUUUGAUGAUUGAUUAGUACCUCUGUGAACCAGCCCAUUAUUAAAGUUCUGUUUAUAUAAGCCUACCAUACAUCAUGUACAUACUUAAAUUGAUUUUUAAUAAUAUACUCACAUUAUUCCCUCUGAAAGAAUUUCAAGAUUAUAGCUAUCUCAGACUUUUUCAUUUGUGCUUAUUCAUGAAGAGUAUUUUGCAGGUUUAGCUCUGUGUCUUGCCUUGAAAAUAAAUUUUGAGAAGAUAUAUUUAAAAUAAUAAUGGAAAAUAUGAGGAAAUUGUAGUUAUUUAAAAGAGAUCACCUUUCCUAAAAGUUGUCCUUAGCAAAACUAAGAUAGUAACUUUUAUUAUGGGUAUAAAGAUAAUAAAUUAUACAAAUAUUUUUAUUAUACUUGUAAUUAUUUGUGAUCUACUUUUUGACUGUUUUAAAAUAGUUUCUAGGGCAGUUUUUGAUUUCUGAAUCUCAGUUUUUUAGGCAGCAUAUGUGUUUAAAUGUAGUAACACAACCAAAAAUUUGUUUUAUAUCUCACUGCAUAGAAAUAUUUGCUUAAAUCAAGAAUGUAUAUAAUAUGUAGUUGCUUGACCAUGAACUUUAAUGUAAACAUAUUUUGUGGAAUCAUGGAUUAGAAUUCAUAAGGACAAACUCUAAAGGAGGUAUGAUUAAAGAAGCAUUUCCAGAUAACUAAGUGUAAUGAUGAAGUGACUCACUGAGGAAGAAACUACUCUAUGGAGUACUGUUAUUUCAAAGGAAAAUGGAAUUUUAGAAAUCCUUUCAAAUGUUUCACUUCUGCUUCUCUGGAAGAAAUUAAAGGUUCUUGGUUAACUAAAUAAAGAUAACUAAAUUCCUUGUUACUGUUAAUAGGGAAAGCCCCCUGCUUAGCAGGAAUUGAUAAGCUCUGGAGAGUCAUUUCUAUAAUUUUUUUAAGCUCUAUUAAGAGCUUAAGAAUUUAGGUAACUAAAGCAAUGGAAUUCAAGAGAUUGUACAGAAAAAAUUGUUUUCUCUGUGCUGAAUGCAAAAUUUGUUUUUUUCUAUUUGUUUAAAUUUUUAUAUUGACAUGUCAAUUAUGCAAAAUUGAAAUUAAUUUCAGUUGAAAUUUUAAUUAUGAAAAUUUUGCAGGAAAAAUGAAAGAAAUAGGUCUCCAAGGCUACCCAGAUUUAGCCAUACUGAAAGGCUGAGAGCUGUCCUCCAGACUACUAAGUCUGGCCAAGACUUCUUAGCCUACCACAAGGAGUUAGGGUCCAGCUACAGAGUUAGAGGAAAGAGCCCACACAAGACCAUACUUACCUCUGACAACAAUUGCAGGUUGUGGGGGGGUUAAUGGGAGGGGGGUUCCCCAACCAUCCUCAGGUUCAAAUAUUUGCUAGAAAAACUCCCAGAACUUACUGAAGCCUGUUUAUACACACAUACACACACACACACACUGAAACCUACUGAAAGUUAUUUUUUAUUACAGGGUAAAGGCACAAAUUAGAAACUGUCAAAGGAAGAGAUACAUAGAACCAUAUCUGUGAGGAUUCUAACAAAGCUAGGUUGUCCCUAGGAUGUAUUACCAUCCUGGCAUCAAUGUGCAUAGAGUAUUGCCCAUCUAAGAAGCUCACUGAAGCUUUGGUGUGCAGAUUCUUUGUUGUGGCUGCAGUACAUAAGUGUCAUCAGUUGAUUGCCUCAGUAAUUGUUCCAGAUGACUGAUACCACAUGACCCCAAAUCCCCAUCCUGGGUUACAUGGUUGUCUAUUUUAGUGUAGCUAGCUGCUGCCCUAAACAAAUGUACUUCUAUAGAUAUUACAUAGAUUGCCUCCAAGAAGCUAAAGGCAAAGGCAGUUCUCUUUGGGCAAAGCCACGUUGUUUACCAUACAAUAUCCUUCACCCUGGUUUCCCAAAUAAUAACAUUUUACCACAUUUGCUUUAUCCUCAGCCCUCAUCCUCUUACCCCUCCUCCUCAUCUUCCUCUUCCUCAUCUCUUUUUUCCCUUCUCUCUUUGCUGUUGUUUUUAUUGUAACAUUCCAUAUGUCUUCUUAUCAUGUUCAGAUUUUUCUUACUUCCUUGAACAUACAGAAUAUUAGUAGCUGUUUUAAAGCUUUUGUCUGCAAUGAUUCACCAUGUGGGGCAGUUUUACCCUUAGGGAACAUUUGGCACUGUCUGCAGAUAUUUUGUGUCACAUCUAGUGGAUAUAGGCCAGGGAUGCUACUAAACAUUCUGCAUUAUAUACAACAAAGAAUUAUCAAGCCCAAAAUGUCAGCAGUGCUAAUAUUGAGAAAGCUUGGCCUACAGCUCAUUUGGCUCCAGAGGCAUUAACAUUCUAAGCACCCUGCUUAAUACUUUCUCUACUAGCAAAACUUUGUUAUAUCUGGUGAGGUGAGAACACAAACUAUACCUGGCCCAGUGUAAGUUGCUUCACAAACUCCUUUCUAGUGAAAUUUUCCCUGGCCUUGGUAUAUUCUUCAUACACAUUGCCCAGUCUUAUGCCAUAGACUUGAGGGGAUCCUUCCAAAGAUCUCCAGAGUACUUCUUUCUGUUCAUCUCAUACUCUCUUGUAUUUUUCCUCACAAAUUCUAGUCACAGUAGCUUAUGUAAACCCUAAACUAUGUCUUUUCAGGAAGGCCACUGAGUUACCUGGGAUUCCUUCCCCACGUAGUAUAGUUUGGAAACUUCAUGCAAUGAGCUAAAGCACUCAACUGGUUUUCACUCUCUCAGGUAUCACUAUUGCCGUAUUUCUUUUUGCCCAUUGUCUGAAAAACCUGUCUGAAAAUAUGUUUUAUUUUAUCCAGUGUUCAAGUUACUUAAUGUAGAAUAGCAAAUCUGAUUCCCGUGACUACAGAAGUAGGAAUCCAUUAUUUUGAUGCUCAAAUUGUCCUUAAUUUGGCUAAUGGGAGCCUACUCAGGCUGUCUUGUGUCUUUUUGCCAUCUCCCAGUGAGAAAGAUGGUUCCCAUUAUCCACAGUAUACUCAUUUCCUCAAUCGAGGAACUUAGUUUCACGGUUGCUAACUGAUACCUCUGCAAAAAUACAAGUCUACUAGCCAAAAUUCAGUAUAUGUUUAGAGUUCUUUUUUGUUUGGCUUAAGGGUAUAUGGUCUCAAAACUAAGACCUAGGAUGAUGUCUGCAAAAAUGGUGGAGUAAAGAUACACAGAAAUUAUUUUCCCCAUAAAAAGUAAGAAAACUAUUAUCUGAAUCAACCACAGAUUUAUUGCAAUCCAAGGAAUAUUUUUCAAGAAAAAAGUGGAUAAAUCUUGAUAGGAACAGUAAUGUUUGUGAUAUUUUAACUUCUGGUAUUUGCAUCUUUCACUCCUCAGAUCCAUGAUAGUUUUGAAAACCAACAGCCCACAAUUACAGUGAAAACCAGCAGCCUGGCAGCCACUGGAAGAAACAACAGGGUUGGAGCUUCUUUAACAAUACAUUCACUGAGAAUUGUUAUUUGACCAGUGUGGUAGUUCCCUGGAAGACCCUACUUGGAAGUCUGUCUUGACUAAGAACUUGCUCAGUGUGAAAGCCUUUUUCCUGAUACACUUUUCAAAAACAAUCAGAGGUAAUUGUUUAACAUCACAUUUGUACGAGGCAGUGAUUAACAGGUGAGGAAAACAAAUUUGUCAAAAAGCUUAAAAGGAAAUCUGGAGAAUUCAGUAUCUUUAGGGACUUUGAUAAAUUCUCAUAUAUUUCUUGAAAUCAAUCAAGUCAUGUGCAUGUAUAGUGCUGUGUGUAUGUUCAGGAAAGAGCUGAGAAAGCCCUAAGCUCUCACUUGUAGCUGACCUAGAGGUUUUGCUCAAGCAGGAAAUGAAGGCUCAGGUGGAAUUGUCAAUUUCUUGACUAAGUGUUGAAGGUGUGCCCCAGCACAGACACACACAAAAUCUCUUAGCAAAGUAGAGAAGUAUUAAUUCCAGGCAUUUAAGGAAAUAUCUGUCUAGUUAUUAGUAUACCACUAAACUAAUGAAGCAGAAACUUUAAUGGCCACACACAACAAAGAAUAUAGAUUUCACAAGUUCAAAAAAGUCCACUAAACAAGAAAAGUCCUAGGGAGAUGGGAAUAUCUGAUUUUUAGAUUUGUACCCUUAUAUUACCUAAAAUGACCAGUUUUCAAUAAAACACUAUAAAGCAUAUACAGAAAUAAAGUAUGCCCUAUAUGCAGAGGGGAGAAAAGCAAACUACCCAAAGAGGUCUAGACUUUGGAUUUUUUCAACAAAGACAUUAAAUAAGCUAUUUUGAGAAUAUAUGCAAAGAAUGAAAGGAAACCGUGUUUAAAGAAUAAAAGAACUGCCUCACCAUUUAGAGAAUAUCAAUAAUGAGAUAGAAAUUAUAAAGAAGGGACAUAAAUUUAGGAAUAGAAAAGUACAAUAACUGAUAUGAGCAAUUCAGCAUAAGUUGUCAACAGCAGAGUGGAGCAGUCAGAAGAAAGAUUUGGUGAAACUAAAAAUAGAUCAGUUGAGAUUAUCCAGUCUUAGGAACAGGGAAAAGAAAACAUGAAUGACAACGAACAGAUCUCCAGAGACUUGGAAGAUACCAUCAAGUGUACCAGCAUAGGCAUAAUGAAAGUCUCAUAUGACCUGCAUUUUUACUAAUAGCUGUAGACCCUAAAAGAAUUAAAAACCUAUACCAAAAGAAACUUGACCAUGAAUGUUCAUAGUAGCAUUAUUCAUAAUAGCCAAACAUAACAAACAAACCAUAUAUCUAUCAAUUGGUGACUGGACAAGCAAUAAUGAUAUAUACAUGCAAUGGAAUAUUAUUCAGCCAAAAAAGGAAUGAAGUAUUGAUAUGUAGUAUGACAAGAACGAACUUAGAAAAGAUUAGGUUAAUAAAGAAGCCAAAUACAAAAUAUGAUUUCACUUAUAUGAAAUCUCCAGAAUAGGUAAAUCCAUAGAGACCGAUUAGUAAAUCAGUGAUUGCUAAGUAUGAGGGAAGGGAGGAAGAGUGACUGCUAAUGAUAUGGAUGGCAUUCUUUUUUGGAUUGAUGAAUGUGUUCUGGAAUUGGAUGGUAAUGUUGGUGAACAAACAAAAAUCCACUAAAUUAUGUACUUUAAAAGGGUGAAUAUUAUGGUAUGUGAAUUAUAUAUCAAUUUUUAGAGUAAUAAAAAGUGAC
Molecule: messenger RNA, 6383 nt
Organism: Nyctereutes procyonoides (raccoon dog)
Lineage: Eukaryota; Metazoa; Chordata; Mammalia; Carnivora; Canidae
Gene: SRFBP1
Product: serum response factor binding protein 1
Biological process (GO): maturation of SSU-rRNA
Cellular component (GO): 90S preribosome; nucleus
Source: RefSeq, a predicted model, not a curated record